Molecule: messenger RNA, 2561 nt
Organism: Sinocyclocheilus grahami
Lineage: Eukaryota; Metazoa; Chordata; Actinopteri; Cypriniformes; Cyprinidae
Product: LIM/homeobox protein Lhx4-like
Exons: 6
Coding region: 497-1672 (391 amino acids)
Biological process (GO): regulation of transcription by RNA polymerase II; neuron differentiation
Cellular component (GO): nucleus
Molecular function (GO): RNA polymerase II transcription regulatory region sequence-specific DNA binding; DNA-binding transcription factor activity, RNA polymerase II-specific; zinc ion binding
Source: RefSeq, a predicted model, not a curated record
CUAAGCUGUCUAAAUAGGCUACAGUACAUCCCAAUAUAUAGGCUAUAUUCGUAUAAAGCAACGCUGAAAUGAAACUAGGUGUUAAAUAUUCACGUAGGCCUAAUAUUUACGUUACUUGCUUGACUGACAAAAUUGUUCCGAACACUUCAGAUCCUGAGGUUUCAGUCGCGGCACUGUAUUUAUCGGCAUCACUUCCUUAUCGCUUCUUCCGCUCACCUGAGAGCGCGAGCCGCUGAAGUUCCCGCCCCUCUCGCUCCCGUCCACGCCUCCCAUUGGCCCCCCGGGGGAGUGACGUCAGGUGCCGCCCCUGCAGUGUGAAUGAAUCAAGCGGUUUGUGUGACACACGGCGAAAGAACGCACGAGCGACUGUUUCACGAGGAUAACCACAGGCGCGAGGACUGUAAAAGGACACUAUCCGGGGAGAACAAAUAUUUUACGCACGUCUGAGAUUCUCCGACCUCCGUGAGCAGUGCAUGUGCGCGUUGUCUCGGACUGGAUGAAAAUGAUGCAGAGUGCGGCUGUGUUGCCCGGCGAGAGCGCGGUGAAGGGUCUGCCGGACAUCCUCGGAGUGUCACUGCAACAAAUCCCUCACUGCGCAGGCUGCAGUCAAAACAUCCUGGAUAAGUUUAUUUUGAAGGUGCUGGAUCGACAUUGGCACUCAAAAUGUCUCAAGUGCGCCGACUGUCAUGCGCUCCUGGCAGACAAGUGUUUCUCUCGCGCGGGGAAUGUCUACUGUAAAGAAGAUUUCUUCAAGCGUUUUGGGACAAAAUGUGCAUCGUGCCAGCAGGGGAUUCCCCCGACGCAGGUGGUCCGGAAAGCUCAGGACUUUGUGUACCACCUUCACUGCUUCGCUUGUGUAAUGUGCAGCAGGCAGCUGGCCACCGGUGAUGAGUUCUACCUCAUGGAGGACGGGAGGCUCGUGUGCAAGGACGACUACGAAACAGCCAAACAAAAUGAUGAUUCAGAGACAGGAGCAAAACGUCCACGAACCACCAUCACAGCCAAACAGCUGGAGACGCUCAAAAGCGCCUACAAGAACUCACCUAAGCCUGCACGACAUGUGCGCGAGCAGCUCUCCUCAGAAACGGGCCUGGACAUGAGAGUAGUGCAGGUGUGGUUUCAAAACAGGCGAGCAAAAGAGAAACGGCUGAAGAAGGACGCUGGUCGGCACCGCUGGGGUCAGUUCUACAAAAGCGUCAAACGCAGUCGAGGGUCCAGUAAGACGGAGAAGGAGAGCUCAGCCGAUGAUGCAGGACUCAGCGAUAGCGAACUUAGUUUCAGAGAAGACCAGAUCCUGUCAGACCUUGGUCAUGCUAACGGCUUGUACGGAAGCGUCGGAGACGUCACGAACGGCAACAUGCUUAACGGGAGCUUCACCCUGGAGGGGGGUGGGCAGCCAUACCAUGACCUGCGAGCAGGAAGUCCCUACGGCCUGCCACAGUCCCCCUCAUCCAUCACUUCCCUCCCAGGCCACACCCCACUGCUCAACAACUUAGGCUUCAACAUGGACGGCAUCAUGGGUCAGGGCGGUCAGCCCAAUGUAGGUCAAGCUCUGAGAGCAAUGGCCGGCGGACCCACCUCUGACCUGUCGACAGGAAGCAGCACGGGCUACCCAGACUUCCCCACCAGCCCUGCCUCGUGGCUCGAUGAAAUGGACCACUCCCAGUUCUGAGGUCAAAGGUCAUAAUGGAAAGUGCGGUACUAUGGACAAGAAAUUUGAAGAUUUUAUAGACAUCUUUCCCAGAACUGUUGACGUUUGUGCGGCGAGGCCCAAAAUGGCACCUACUUUAACACGGUGGCUUGACCUUGCUGAAUGGUGCGCUGAUACGAGCAACACGCCGUGGAAUGUCUGCGCUGUAUCAUAAUUUUGUAACUCAUAUUUUUUCAUUUAUUCUCAAAACUGGAUUGGACGAUUUCCAGCAUGAAAUGGCGUGCAGCUGCGAAUGGCAUUCAAACCCCAGACCACCCUGGAAAAACAAUCACGAUCCACCACGUUUUUGAGAACAAGAGGGUCCAUGCAUGUUUCCGAAUGAGGAAGAGAACCGUCGGCGACGCACUUUACUGUAUGUUCCUCCUCGACUGCACACGGCAGGCUGAAUACGGGAAAGAGAGGAGCGCACCGAACAAGGAGAGAUAUUUAAACAAGUGGCACAAGUGUAUCUUUCUUACUUACAAGGGUUUGGGAUUUUAAUGGUUGAAACUUUCUAAACGGCUCUACUAGAGAUGGCCCUUCACAUUAGGUCUGAAGAAUAGAUAAAAAUUAUUUUUAAUAAGGAUGAAUCCGCAUGCACUGCUCUGAGUUGUCAUAAAAAUCUCUGUGUCAAUGGUCCCUGUCCAUUCAAUGUUUUUCUGUUAACUUCAGACAUUUUGGCUCAAAAUGAAACAAAAUAAAUAGUUUAAAAGAUUAAAAUUAAAGUUAAUAUUUAUUUCCGGUACGGUCCAGCAUAUUUGUUAUUGAUAAGGUUUAUAUUACCAUCAAAAUACCUUUGUUUUUCAAUUGCCAUUUGUCUCCUACUCAUUGCUCCAUGAGCAAAAAUGGAUAUCAGAGCAGAUGACAAGUG